ACACUGAGAGUCACUCUACGGGACGUCCUGCACGAAGGAACGUUUGGCCGCAUUUUCCAUGGUGUUCUGUUGGACGAGAAGGACCCGGCCAAGGAGAAGCAGUGCUUUGUGAAGACUGUAAAAGACCAUGCAUCUGAGGUGCAGGUGACCAUGAUGCUUACGGAGAGUUGUAAACUACGAGGACUUCAUCACAGGAACCUGCUCCCCAUCUGUCAUGUGUGUACAGAGGAAGGAGAGAAGCCUAUGGUACUCCUGCCCUAUAUGGACUGGGGUAACCUCAAACUGUUCCUGAGACAGUGCAAGCUGGCCGAGGCCAACAACCCACAGGCCAUCUCCCAGCAGGACUUAGUCCACAUGGCAAUACAGAUAGCAUGCGGGAUGAGCUAUCUGGCCAGAAGAGAGGUCAUCCACAAAGACCUGGCCUCCAGGAACUGUGUUAUUGACGACAGCAUGCAGGUGAAGAUCUGUGACAACGCCCUGUCCAGAGACCUGUUCCCUAUGGACUACCACUGUCUGGGAGACAACGAGAACAGGCCGGUCCGCUGGAUGGCCCUGGAGAGCCUGCUCAACAAUGACUUCUCUAGUGCUAGUGAUGUGUGGGCGUUUGGUGUGACCCUGUGGGAGUUGAUGACCUUGGGACAGACCCCCUACGUCGAUAUCGACCCCUUCGAGAUGGCAGCCUAUCUGAAGGAUGGAUACAGAAUAGCACAGCCAAUCAACUGUCCCGAUGAACUGUUUGCGGUGAUGGCGUGUUGCUGGGCCCUUGAUCCAGAGGAGAGGCCUAAGUUCCAGCAGCUGGUCCAGUGUCUGACGGAGUUCCAUGCAGCAUUGGGGGCAUACGUGUAAAAUCUAGCCCCAGGCUUCUGUACGGACCAGGCCCGAAGGACCAGCAGGCCCAGGAAUUACUGAACAGCACUAAUCACCAUGAGGAAUAAAUUUACAAACCUUGUGCCUUAUUAAAAAGAAAGAACAGACUUUCAUCAUCAUGACAAUGCUUUGUAAAGUAUAGAUUUUUUUUUUUUGUAUGUAGUUGAAUCACAUUUCCGUUGUGUCGUCGAAGUGGAAGUAAUUGGUAUUUCUGAGAUUUGUGGAGGCUUCAAGCUGUUCUCUCAGCCAAGUACCAAGGAUUCUCUUUCUGAGGUUGUCAUAUUUCCCAGCAUGCAUCACAAGAAUAGACCUAUACCCUCACUAUGAAAGAAAACCCCACAAGGACGUCACUGCACACAUCACUCUUUUGGUAAAAAAUGUGCCAACAAGUCGUCGCCGCCAUUUUCCUAACGACUACGCUCUGAGGACCCGUUUUUAAAAACACACCAUGCUAAUAUGUUUUUUUUUUUGUUGUGUUUUAGAGAAUUAGAGAUGUUCAUUUGUGGUUGUAGAUCUGUUUUCAGUGAGAGGAUGACAAGACACCAGAUUAAGCUUUAAUGUACAGUACAGUGGUAGGGUACCAAAGUGGACGGAGGGUUUGCUUCUCAAAUUGUACCCUAGUCCCCUACAUUAGCCUCCACAUAGACCUCUGGUCUAAUGUGGUGCACUAUAUAGGGAAUAGGGUGCCAUUUUGGGACUUGGAUAGAGCUUUGUCUGUGUACUAUAGAGAUGCUUGUUUCUUUCUGUCAUGGCGUGGUAAACUCAAGGUAGGUACGGAAGGCUUUCUCGGGGGAUCGACGCGGUCAGUCGACAAGGCCUAAGCAGAUCUAAUCUGCUGGACAUCUUGUGGAUAAUGACUUGUCUCGUCUGUUCCUGAUCUCCACUUGAAGGACCCUACUGAACAUUUGUACUACACACAUUAGUUUCCCUCUUCCUUGGGAGACAUGCCAAUGGAACGGCUGGCGUAGCUGACGACACUGAUCGCCUCAACAUCUGUUCAAGUCAGUCGACCAGCCUGGGUGCCUGCUACAGGCCUGCGGCGGUACACUGCAUACCGCUAGUGGAUUUCAGAGAUGCUUAAUGGAUGGUGUUAUCUACCAUCGUUCUCCUUUUGGAUGUUCAUUAUCACAACCGUCAAUUCCAAUCUCACAAAUAUCUGAGGAAGGAAUAUCUAACAAGGUUUUCAUCAUCAUCAUUAUUAUUCUUCCUUGUUUUUGACUUUGACGGUUCUGUCAGAACAAACCCCAGGUUGCCCAAACACACGCUGUUUUGAGAAUGAGAAAAUAUGAAUUUAUACUAGAACACUAUUAAUCACUGUGAAAAUCAGAAUAACUGCCAAUCUGGCAACUACAUUGCCAAACCCUGGCAACAUUAUGGCCAAGCUCUGGUCCAAGGUGUGACGUGUUGCUUGUUCAUGCUGAGCCCUUUGACCAGAGCAAUAUCACACCAACCCUGGCAACAUUAUGGCCAAGCUCUGGUCCAAGGCGUGACGUGUUGCUUGUUCAUGCUGAGCCCUUUGACCAGAGCAAUAUCACACCAACCCUGGCAACAUUAUGGCCAAGCUCUGGUCCAAGGCGUGACGUGUUGCUUGUUCAUGCUGAGCCCUUUGACCAGAACAGUAUCACACCAACCCUGGCAACAUUAUGGCCAAGCUCUGGUCCAAGGCGUGACGUGUUGCUUGUUCAUGCUGAGCCCUUUGACCAGAACAGUAUCACACCAACCUGGCAACAUCAUGGCCAAGCUCUGGUCCAAGGCGUGACAUGUUGCUUGUUCAUGCUGAGCCCUUUGACCAGAGCAAUAUCACACCAACCCUGCCAACAUUAUGGCCAAGCUCUGGUCCA
Molecule: messenger RNA, 2708 nt
Organism: Oncorhynchus tshawytscha (Chinook salmon)
Lineage: Eukaryota; Metazoa; Chordata; Actinopteri; Salmoniformes; Salmonidae
Product: tyrosine-protein kinase RYK
Exons: 8
Biological process (GO): cell surface receptor protein tyrosine kinase signaling pathway; protein phosphorylation; multicellular organism development
Cellular component (GO): signaling receptor complex
Molecular function (GO): protein kinase activity; ATP binding
Source: RefSeq, a predicted model, not a curated record